AUGUCUGUUGCGCUGGAGCUAUGCGCUCCCAGGACAGCUCCGACACUCGCCAGUCCACACUCUCUGAAGGUCGCACUGUGGAACAUACAUAUACAUACAGGCCCAUCCAGCCGGCGUCGGUCAUUUAAUACCAGGCAGCACCUUGGACGACAACAGCUGUCUCAAAGCGGCACACAACAACUAAGUCCAAGAAGCACAUCUAAAAUAUUCAAAAGCGCCGACGAUGCCGUCGCUGACAUUAAAGAUGGAGCAACCAUUCUCAGUGCGGGAUUCGGCCUUAGUGGUGUUGCAGAAACCUUGAUCGAUGCCAUCCGCAAAAAGGGCAUUCGCGAUUUGACUGUCGUCUCCAACAACGCCGGAGCAGGCGAAUACGGCCUUGCCAAACUCACAUCGACCGGACAGAUCUCGCGCAUGAUCGUCUCAUUCAUCGGCAACAACAAAUCUCUAGGCCAACAGUACCACGACGGUCGCGUGGCCAUCGAGCUAUGCCCACAAGGAACUAUCGCCGAGCGUCUCCGUGCCGCCGGUGCCGGCAUCCCAGCCUUUUUCACAGGCACGGGAUCCAGCACGCUUAUCGAAACAGGCGGGAUCCCAAUCCGUCUCGGGCCCAAGGAUCCUGCCACGGGCAAACACUCCAUCCUUGAGCCAGGCCGCCCUCGCGAGACGCGCAUCUUUGACGGCCGACGCUACCUCAUGGAGACAGCACUCAAAGGCGAUGUGGCCAUCGUCCGGGCCUGGAAGGUGGACGAGGCAGGCAACUGCAUCUUCCGCAGCACGACCAAGACGUACGGCGUGCUGAUGCCCAAGGCGGCGCGCAUGGCCAUCGUUGAGGCCGAAAACAUCGUCCCCAUCGGCUCUUUGGACCCAGACCAUAUCGACCUUCCGAGCAUCUACAUUGACCGAAUCUGUCCAGCCACAAGCGACAAACAUUUCGAGAAGCUUGUGCUCGCGCCGUCAGAAUCAUCAACUUCUUCUGCUUCUUCCGGCUCCGGCGUCGGCACCAACGACAGUGACACCGUCGCACGCAACCGCAUCGCGCGUCGCGCCGCCCGCGAGUUCAAAGACGGCAUGUACGUCAACUUGGGGGUCGGCAUCCCGACACUCGCGCCGAGCUUCCUGCCCCCGUCGACCAAGGUGUGGCUCCAGUCGGAGAACGGCAUCAUCGGCAUGGGCCCGUACCCGCGCACGCGCGCCGAAGCCGACCCGGACACGAUCAACGCGGGCAAGGAGUCCGUCACGCUCGUGCCGGGGGCCAGCACGUUCGACAGCGCCGAGAGCUUCGGCAUGAUCCGCGGCGGGCACGUCGACGUGUCGCUCCUCGGGGCGCUGCAGGUCAGCGCGGAGGGCGACCUGGCAAACUACAUCAUCCCCGGGAAGGCGUUCAACGGCAUGGGCGGCGCCAUGGACCUCGUGAGCAACCCGGACAGAACAAAGAUUGUCGUCUGCACCUACCACUGCGACAAGGACGGCCGGAGCAAGAUUGUCGACAUCUGCGAUUUGCCGCUCACGGGAAAGCGCGUCGUGAGCACCAUCAUCACCGAGCUCGGUGUGUUUCAGGUCGACCGGACUGGUGGAAGGGGGUUGCUUCUCACCGAGACGGCUGACGGUGUGACCGUUGACAUGAUCAGGGAGAAAACCGCGGCCAAGUUCACGGUCGCUGACGAUUUGGGGACUAUGGAGUGA
Molecule: messenger RNA, 1683 nt
Organism: Exophiala spinifera
Lineage: Eukaryota; Fungi; Ascomycota; Eurotiomycetes; Chaetothyriales; Herpotrichiellaceae
Exons: 2
Coding region: 1-1683 (560 amino acids)
Biological process (GO): ketone body catabolic process
Molecular function (GO): succinyl-CoA:3-oxo-acid CoA-transferase activity
Source: RefSeq, a predicted model, not a curated record